Molecule: messenger RNA, 2085 nt
Organism: Penaeus chinensis
Lineage: Eukaryota; Metazoa; Arthropoda; Malacostraca; Decapoda; Penaeidae
Product: cyclin-dependent kinase inhibitor 3-like
Exons: 6
Coding region: 104-712 (202 amino acids)
Biological process (GO): dephosphorylation
Cellular component (GO): nucleus
Molecular function (GO): protein tyrosine phosphatase activity
Source: RefSeq, a predicted model, not a curated record
CAAACAAACACUCAGAUUCUCCUCGGAUUUGCAGAGAUUGUUGACACUUGGGUCAUUAGUCUCUUUUUUUUUCUUAACUUAUUUUUGCAGUAACUGUUAUAAAAUGUUUGACUCAUCAGACUCUGAAGAAGAGACGAAUGUGGUUCCCGUACAGACAUUAAAAAUUGACUGGUUAGAUAUGUCAUUCAUGGGUUGCCCUGAAAGUGUAGCCCUCAGUGGUCUGCCAGGAUGCUGCUUCAGAAAUAUCUUCCAGAACCUUAGCACAGAUCUUGAUAAUAUUGAAGAAAGAAGAAUAACAGAUAUAGUAACAUUAGUCACAAAGGGUGAGCUCAGGAAGUACCGUGUUCCUGACCUGAUCAGUGAAUAUGAAAUUAGAGGAAUACGUGUCUACCAUUACCCAUUCCUUGAUGGAACUGCCCCAUCCAUUGACAUUGUUAUGGCCAUUAUUGAUUGUAUCAGGCAAGUCCUCGAAGAGAAACGGAAGGUUUUAGUACAUUGCAUGGGUGGCUUGGGCAGAGCUUGUGUGGUAGCAUCUUGCCUCCUACAAUACUUUGAUAAUUCUGUGACACCAGACCAGACAAUAUUUUUGCUCAGGGACCUCAGGGGGGCAUGUGCAGUGCAAACUGUUAAGCAAUAUAAUUUCAUUCAAGAUUUUCGAAGCCUUUGUGAGAAGUGGAUGGACGAGGACAUCGACAGGUCUGUGUCUCGCUGACAGUUUGGAAGCAAAGGCUUGGCACCAGGAGAUUUGGGGUCGUAGAAAAGUCGUCAUGAUGUUUCACACCAUGCUACAAGAAGGGUAAAGGGAGUGUGCAAAAUAGCAGUGAGAAUAACAAGAACAGCAACGACAACAGCAACGACAUCAACAGUUGAUUGAAAUGUGGACUUAAUUGACAUUUUUAUUGAUCAGUACAUUAGUAUCUUUUCAGAGGACCCAACCAUUAUGGUUUGUGAAUUUUAGAAUGUAUCAUAUCAAGAAAAGUAAUGCUUUGAUAAUCUUCACUUCAUAUCUGCUCACUUGUUGAAUGAUAUUUAUUGUUGAUGGAUUUCAAUUGUAUCUUAUUUUGAAAUAAUUUUAAUUCAGCUGGGUAAGAUGAAUUGAUUGACUUUUUAAAUUUUCAUCCAUAGGGAUUUGAACAAAAGUUACUCAAUUUACUGCAGUACAUUUAAACUCAUAUAGCUAAGAUAUAUGUAUAGCAGGAAAUAGCACAACUGUGACAGCUUACUAUUCACAAAAUAGGGCAGAUAAGUGUAGAAACUUUUACAUAUUGUAUUGUGAUGAUAAUAAUCUGCAUAUCAUGGUUAAAAUGUUCUGUAAUAAAUUCACUUAAGCAUUUUUAAAAUAGCCUGUAUAUGCCAAAAAUCAGCCCUCACAUGUGUUUUAGUGAUAUUUUCAGAUUUAAAAAAAAUUAAAAAAGGCAUAUUCUUGUUAAUCUAGUCCAAGUAAAGUUUAUAUAUAUUUUUUCCUCAUCAUUAUAAUUGUCAUAGUUAACAAGAAAAUAUUUUCUUCUUUUUAUCAUUCUCAAGUUUCUAAAGGUUUCAGGUUUUUGUUGGAUGUUUAAUUUUUUUUUUAUAAUUUAAUAUUUUUUUAUGUUUUUUUAUGGAUUAUUUUUGGAAUAGAUAGUAUGUUAUGUAAAUUAAAAAAAAGAGAAAGCAUUUCUAAUAAUUAAAUGUUGAUACUUUAUUUUCGUGGCAUUGUAUGUGUCUUUUGUUAUAUUUUCAGUGUUGGAAUUUUAAUUAAUGAUAAAACAUUAUUUGCAUUUGAAACCCGUUCCUUAAGAAAGAAAUAUGAAAGCAAAUGUACAAAGUGUAGAGAUUAAGAUUUCAUUAUUAUAUGAGAAAAAAAUACCCCAGCACAUGUAGUGAAAAUCUGUUAUUUUAUUAUACUGUUUUUCUCAUAGAAGAAUUUAUGUUAACCUUUAUUUAUGUAAAGCUGAAGCAAAGUCAGCCCUCUGUGGUUUUUGGGAUAUUAUUUGGAUAUAUUUUAACUUUUUAUCUUUUUAUUUAUUUAUUUAUUUUUUUUGUGGGUCCAUGAAAUAUAGCCAUAUUUGAAGGGAUUUCAUGAAUACCCCUGUUAUUGUUAUUUGU